Drosophila sulfurigaster albostrigata is the source of this 1575-nucleotide messenger RNA. Its product is annotated as WW domain-binding protein 4. The record is from RefSeq and is a predicted model, not a curated record. Gene Ontology annotation, molecular function: protein binding; RNA binding; zinc ion binding. Bases 225 to 1250 code for a protein of 341 amino acids. NCBI's taxonomy places the organism in Eukaryota, Metazoa, Arthropoda, Insecta, Diptera, Drosophilidae. The transcript is spliced from 4 exons. Gene Ontology annotation, biological process: mRNA splicing, via spliceosome. Gene Ontology annotation, cellular component: nucleus; precatalytic spliceosome.
AGAAAUUAAACAGCGAUAUAUAAAGCUAUUUACAGUGUUUCAUAAGCAUUUGAAAAUAAUUCAUGUUAAGCGAAGUGUGACCAGUUAGCAAUUACCUGAAUUUUGGUAUACGUCUUUAGCGCGAAAAUGUUAUUUCCAUUGAUAUUGCGUGUGGUCACUCCCCGACGAACAAAUCAGCUGCUGUAGAAACAAUAAACUCAAUAUACAAAUCAAUUUUGAGCAAAAUGACGGAGUACUGGAAAUCAAAUGAGCGCAAGUAUUGUGACUUCUGCAAGUGCUGGCUAAGCGACAACAAAGCCAGCAUCGCCUUUCAUGAGAGUGGUAAACGACAUAAGUUAAAUGUGGCGAAACGAAUCACGGACAUCAGUCGCAGUAGCGAGAAGGCGGAGCGCGAAAACCAAAAAAUGAAUAUGGAGAUACGAAAAAUGGAGGAGGCGGCCAUGAAGUCUUAUGCACAAGAUAUUCACGGACAUCAUGGCGAUAUGACAGCGCGUUCAAUCCACACAGUGCUCGGGGCCAACGCAGCUGCAUCAUCGAGUGGCAGCAGCAAAUUAAGCUACGGUAAACCGCGGCAAGUGGACCCAAUGCGAUUGGAAGGCGAUUCGGACGAGGAGGAGGAUUCAAGGCGUGUGAAUGUGGAUAAAGUUGGCUCCGAGGCUGUGCCAGAUGCAUCGCUCUGGGUAGAAGGCAAGUCCGAUGAGGGGCACACUUAUUAUUGGAAUGUGAAGACCAAUGAAUCCGUCUGGGAGCCACCCAAGGAGGGCUUUCUAUCUUACGAGGAGUAUGAGCGCAUCAAUCAGCUGGCCAUCAAUCAGCAGGAAAUCACACAGGCUGAGGAAUCACUGCGGUUUCGCGCCAAUGUCGAUGAAGAAGUCGCUCGCUUCAAUCGAGAACGCCAUGCGCAGUUAUAUCGUAAGCCCGAGAGUUCCAAGGAAAAGAAGCAAAAGGAAGAGAAGCGUUUAGAGUUUAAAACGGAAGAGGAGGCGGCUACCAAAGAGAUUGGCCAGUGGCAGGUGGUCGAAACCAAGCCGGCAGCAGCGCCCAUCGAUUGGGAGUUGCCCCAAACCGAUUAUUAUGAUGCGGCGCCGGUUGUCUCUGCUCUGCCAGACUCGGAGCCACCUGUAAAGCGUUUUAAGGAGAAAACGAUAACGACAUUGGAUGCAGGAGCCUCCUCAUCCAGUGGAUCGUCCACUUUUAAGAAGCGCAAAUUUGCUAAUAAAGGCAAUACACGCAAACCUUUAGACGAUUAGCAUAAGAUGUAAACUAGUUUUAGGAUUAAGUACAAAAGCAUUAACAUUUCAAAAUCCCGCCAAGUCUAUUGUGAAUUUUGUUAUUUUGGGUGCUGGGUGCUGCCAAUUUUAUGUUUAAUAUUUAAAGCGUAUGGCCACCCUAACGCGCGAAGCAUUUAUUUGCUACCAUUGUACGGCCACACUGCCAGUCAGUUCAUUUUUCAAGUUCUCGACGUUUGGAUGAGUCGGGUUGUCGGACGGGCGUCUCUUUCUUUCUGUUGUUAUUAAAAGAGAAUUUUGUUGUGCUUAAUUCUGUUAAUAACAACAAACAACAAAAAAAUAAAAA